Volvox carteri f. nagariensis is the source of this 1485-nucleotide messenger RNA. RefSeq lists its product as uncharacterized. The transcript is spliced from 4 exons. Lineage: Eukaryota; Viridiplantae; Chlorophyta; Chlorophyceae; Chlamydomonadales; Volvocaceae. The record is from RefSeq and is a predicted model, not a curated record. Bases 1 to 1485 code for a protein of 494 amino acids.
AUGGAUGUUGUUGGGUGUGUCGCUGCACCCGAGGUGACGCUCCCAACGUUGCCCAAGGAGCUUCUGGUGACUAUAUUUGGCCUCCUAAGUUCACACGAAAGGACGAUGACGUUGUUCCUUUAUUCGCGCCCAGAAUACCGCGCGCCGGCGAUGCUAAUGGCUCCUUGGAGCUAUCCGCUCGGUCAAUCUCUGCCCAUCCUGGCCGCAUCCACCAAGCUCAGGCAGCUCACCAUCCAUGGCCCUGGCGUCCACGCGGCUGCCAGCUCCGGAACCGGCACCGUCACCCAGUCCGCAUCCACCACCUCCUCCUCCUCCUCCCUCUCUGCCAAGGCAGCCGGCUGCGUCCUCCGUGCGUGCAUUCGUCCAGCACCAGCUCCGGUCCAUCAACAGCUCCCGAGCCACCUGAACCUUCUCAAUCUACGCGAGCUGGUCAUCAACAGGUGCUUCUACCAGGGCAGUGACGACUCGCACGAUAUUCUGGUGCUGGAUGGCGGCGCUGUGGAGGCCUGGGCUGCACUGGGGGCGGCCCUGCAGGCGCUGCCCCUUCUGGAGCGCCUCGACCUGGCGCACACGCACGCCAUCACCUACUGUGACCCAGCUCGCGGCGUCGCAGCUGCACCGUGGCCGCCGCUGAGCAAGCUUCGGGAGCUGUCGCUUGCACACGACCUGUCAGUGCAGCCGCCGCCACCGCCGCCAAUGAUGGGCGGCAGCGGUGUCGGUGAAGCUGGUGGUGUGCGGGGCAGCGGCGCCGCGGCAGAUGCUGAUGUUCCAGCGGUGGUGGUGGCGCCCACCGGCGGCUUCACUGCAACCGUUUCUCAGGCCGGGUUUCCUACAGCUACGGCCGCAAUCGGCUACAAUAACUACGCCGAUGACCUUGAUGCUUCGGGUACCCAUGUAGACGACUUUAGAAACGGGUUGGCGGCAGCUGCGGGGGUAAGAGGAGGAAGCUUGGAAGCGGCAGCCGAUGACGAGGUGGAGGCAGCGGCUGAAGAGAUGGAAGCGGCGGCUGUCGGCGCGCUGUACGGCCCCCCCAUACUCACCGUCGACGCGACUCACGCGCUUGUGGAGCUACUUACCUGGCUGCCCAGCUGCAACUCGCUGUCAUCCCUGGAUCUACGGUUCUGCGGCUUGGAGGCGGUGCCACUGGUUGUGGCGCACCUCCCGUCGCUGGCGCGGCUGGAUUUGUACGGCAACCCACUGGUGACGAUGCAGCUGCCGGGCCCGCUGCGUAUUUUGGCGUGGUUGCGGUUCAGCUUGGACCCUUGCUACGAUUUACUGGCCGACAUGAUGGCGGCGGAGGUGGGCGAGGAGGCGGCAGCGGCGGAGAUGUGGACGGUGGAGCUGCAGGCGCCGCAGCUGGAGGAGCUCGAGGUGGAGAGCACCAGUGCGCGCGCUCUGGGGCUUCUGUGGGCGGCCGCAGCUGGCCUCCCGUGCAUGCGGCGGUUGGUGCUGACAGAUAAGAGCGCAGAGGCUCUCAGGAGCUGA